Messenger RNA from Cheilinus undulatus (humphead wrasse), 3184 nucleotides. RefSeq names its product nuclear receptor subfamily 1, group H, member 3 (gene nr1h3). The coding region runs from base 235 to 1629 and encodes 464 amino acids. The transcript is spliced from 10 exons. NCBI's taxonomy places the organism in Eukaryota, Metazoa, Chordata, Actinopteri, Labriformes, Labridae. The record is from RefSeq and is a predicted model, not a curated record. Gene Ontology annotation, biological process: positive regulation of transcription by RNA polymerase II; cell differentiation; lipid metabolic process. Gene Ontology annotation, molecular function: zinc ion binding; RNA polymerase II cis-regulatory region sequence-specific DNA binding; nuclear receptor activity.
GACUCGUCUUCUCUCCUACUCACUCUCUUCAAGAUAUCAAGUCAUAGGCUCCCACCCAAUUAGCCUGAGGGAGUUUCGACAUCUUCAAGGAUCUUCAAGGAAAGCAAGUCCUCCAUCAGCGCAGGGAUAUCGACAGACUGAGGUUGUGGGCAAGAUGGAUAGGCACUAAAUAAGACAUCAACUUCAGAGGUAAGGAACACGUUGAUUUCGUAAUGACAAGCUGCUGUGCAGAAGAUGUCCACGCUGUCUGUGACUGAUAUCCCAGAUGUUGGUCAUGAUGAGAGUAAGGUGUUUGACGGGGCCUCUGAGCUGCAGCUGGACUGCAUGGUUGAGGAGAGCAGUGGAAGCACCACAAUGAAGCACGAAGGCCUGCUGUCGCUGGCUGGCCUCUCGCAGACAGAUGACUUCCCCGUCCCCCCUCAUAACGGCCCUGCACUGACGGAGAUGAGCAGCCCUCUGCUGGUGGAGCCGAACGAUAUCAAGCUGGAUCCAGCUGCAGGCGACACAUCUGCCAGCAUAGAUGGUCAGCCGGUGAAAAGAAAGAAGGGGCCUGCUCCAAAGAUGCUGGGCAACGAGGUGUGCAGUGUUUGUGGUGAUAAGGCCUCUGGUUUCCACUACAACGUGUUGAGCUGUGAAGGCUGCAAGGGCUUCUUUCGACGCAGUGUCAUUAAAAGUGCCCAGUACUCCUGCAAAAACAACGGACGCUGUGAAAUGGACAUGUACAUGCGCCGCAAGUGCCAGCAGUGCCGCCUGCGCAAGUGUCGGGAGGCGGGCAUGCUGGAGCAGUGUGUGCUCUCUGAGGAACAAAUCCGACUGAAGAAAAUGAAGAAGCAGCAGGAGGAGGAAACAGCCCGCACGUCCACAGUGGUCACCCCCACCCCUCCGCAGGAAGCAGCUGCACUGGAUCCCCAACAGCAGGAGAUGAUUGAGAAGCUGGUGGCCAUGCAGAAGCAAUGCAACAAGAGGUCUUUCCUUGACCGACCAAAAGUGACGCCAUGGCCACAGAGUCAGGACUUGCAGAAUCGAGAAGUACGUCAGCAGCGGUUCGCCCACUUCACUGAGCUCGCGAUCAUGUCGGUCCAGGAGAUUGUGGAUUUUGCGAAGCAGCUUCCUGGUUUCCUGGAGCUCACAAGGGAGGACCAGAUCGCUCUGCUGAAGACGUCUACUAUUGAGAUUAUGCUGCUAGAGACAUCUCGGCGGUACAACCCUGCUAUCGAUAGCAUAACAUUUCUGAAGGAUUUCAGCUAUAAUAAGGAGGAUUUCGCCAAAGCAGGACUACAGUUCGAGUUCAUUAACCCCAUUUUUGAGUUCUCAAAAGGAAUGAAUGACCUGCAUUUGGAUGAGGCUGAAUAUGCCCUGCUGAUUGCCAUUAACAUCUUUUCUGCAGAUCGGCCAAAUGUACAGGACCACGAUCUGGUGGAGCGGUUGCAGCAGCCCUAUGUGGACGCCCUGCGCUCUUACAUCAUGAUAAAGAGACCAAAUGAUCACUUGAUGUUUCCCCGUAUGCUGAUGAAGCUGGUGAGCCUUCGUACACUAAGUAGUGUCCACUCGGAGCAGGUCUUUGCCCUUCGCCUCCAGGACAAGAAGCUUCCCCCGUUACUCUCUGAAAUCUGGGAUGUCACUGAGUGACUGCGAACCUGACUUCCUUAUCUGCAUCUCUGUGAAGCCUGAAACAGACCUGGCAUGAAGCAAAAACAAAGACUCCUUUCUGCCCAUCUUGUCAGGGAUUGGUUAUGUUUGACUUUUUUUUUUUGAUGGGAGGAGAGCAAAAAAUAUCUUCUGUUCUCAAACAGACUGCUGAAUGGUUUGAGUUCAUAUGGACGAUUAUGGACACCUAGUGUUUUUUUCUUUGAGCUUUUUUGUUGUUCUUUGAGGGUAGAUGCUGACAUUAUUAUGGUGAUACUGAACACCGGCAUCAGGCUCCAUAGCCAGUGAUUAAAUACUAUUUGAAAGUUCUGUUGAUCUCUAGUGCAGUUCCGAGCUCAUCCUCUAAAAAUUAGAAUCAAACUUCUGAGCAGGUCUUAGCCGUGGCUGCCUCCAACGCCAGAUUUGCAGCCACAACUUGUGUUGAAAUAGUGAUUUUUGCAGCCGUGCAAUAGGUGGAAAUAAAAGCAGAGUUAAGCAUGAGCAGACCCUGAUCUGCUGAUGACUUUAUUGAUGUUUGAGUAAAACGGUAGACCAUCCGGUUGGUAUUGUGCAUUGUAAUAUGGCUUGUGUUCCUUUUGGAGUAAGCGCAGAAAUCGAUGAGUUGAUGUAGUCGCUCAGGUAAAGUAAUGUGAAGUAGACCUCUGGGAAUCAGAGGCUUCUUAAAUUUCUAGAUUAGUUUUCUUUCCAGUGCAUAAGGGACCCUUUUGGUCAUUUGUAGAUGCCCAUUAACUUUGGUGUAAAAUUGUAUAUUUAUUUUCACAGGCAGAAUGUGUAGAGUGCACACAUGUAAAGUAUCCUCAAGAUUGUACAAUCACAUACUAACGCACAAGAAAGUAAACCCCUGCAGGAGACUGGCAAAUUCUACCCCUUAUUUACAGGAAAUGGUAUGCAACUAAUUAUUUUUUUUAAUUUACUUUGAGCACAAGUACCUUUGAAUAAUUGGUACUGACAUUUCUCUAAAUUCCAUAUAAAGAUGUUUUAAAAGGUCCAGUAAACAUCUUUAUGACAGUGCUUUUUAAAAAAAAAAAAAAAACAAUUUACUGACAGAGAUCAAACUAGAAAGAAUUCCUUCUGUUUGUUUUUAUGUUCAUGUUCGAUGUACUUUUGUUCAUUUCAUAAUGAAGCAGUGCAGUUACUUACAUAGUUUGUUUUUAUUCCACGAGCAUUUAAAGAAGAAAGAAAUGUACAAACAUGGAGUAACAUAGAGAUUUUCACAGUCUUUAUUUUUGAUAAUAUACUGUAUGAAUACCUGUGAGCUGAAUUUCUGAUGGAAAACUAGCUUAAAUUAAUGGUCUACCAUAGUCAUUGAGUAUGUUCCUCAAACAGGUACUCGGAACCAACAGCUUUAACUGGUCAGAUUCUGGAAAGCCUCGCUAAAAACUGUACCAAAAUCUUCUUCAUCGUGAAGCAGAGAACAAGAAAUGAGUAGAAAUAGUAUGUCAUGACUACAGAGACGAUGUGUUUUCCAUGAAAUCUCCUGUGCAGUGUAAACUUGAAAUACAUAACAGAUGAUAAAGGAAUGUCAAUGCAAAUACAA